GUCAGCGAUCACAUAAUCCGACCUUUCUCUUUUGGUCACGGAUCUACUCCUCUUGAGUCCUGCUAUCGUCUCUGGCCGAGGGCUUCGUGCCUUCGCUGCUGCUCCCGCCAGGUCCCCAGGAACCACUGCUGCUGUGCGUGCGGUAGCUUGGACUAUUGAUACUGUUUGACUGAUCAAACUACAACAAUCAAUUUACUCAAAUAUCCACCCAUCUGCAGCUGUCUGGCGGCGGUAUAUCUCUGAGGGUCUCGUAUCCGCGGGAUUCGGAACCGCGGCAGAGGACAGGUAGCUACCCGGUGCGGGCAGCCGACGACGGACAGGAACCAUAACCACAUUCUCUCCCCUCCUCACCGUCUUUUCCCUCUCAUCAUCCCCCUCCUCCUCCCCCCUCCCCUCUCUUUCCCCAUCUCAUACCUUCGACUUUCACCAUGCUGCUUAAGGGAGCCUCAAUGCUAUCUACCCGUUUGGCUACUGCCUCGCGCGCUGGCGCGCAUAGACAGGGUGUUUCUGCUGUGCAGAAGCGCUUCUUGUCGCUCCACGAGUUCCGCUCGGCUGCUAUCCUCAGAGACUACGGUGUCCCCGUCCCCGAUGGUGAUGCUGCUACCACUCCCGAGGGAGCCGAGGAGAUUGCUGUCAAGCUCGGAAAGGAAGAUAUGGUUAUCAAGGCGCAGGUUCUCGCCGGUGGCCGUGGCAAGGGCACUUUCGACAACGGUCUCAAGGGUGGUGUGAAGCUUAUCUCGUCGCCUGUCGAGGCCAAGAUCUACGCCGAGCAGAUGCUCAACCACAAGCUCAUCACCAAGCAGACCGGUGCGGGCGGUAAGCUCUGCACUGCAGUCUACGUUGUCGAGCGCGAGUUUGUCCGUCACGAGGCGUACCUCGCUAUCCUGCUUGACCGUACGACUCGCGGCCCCGUUAUCGUUGCCUCGAGCCAGGGAGGUAUGGACAUUGAGUCUGUCGCGCACGAUACCCCUGAUGCUAUCUUCUCUGCUCCCAUUGACAUUCACACUGGUGUGACUGACGAGGUUGCUACGAGCGUUGCGGAGAAGCUUGGAUUCUCGUCUGCGUGCAUUCCCGAGGCUGCUGACAUUGUCAAGAAGCUUUACAAGGUCUUCCAGGAGAAGGACGCUACGCAGAUUGAGAUCAACCCUCUUUCGGAGACUGUUGACAAGCGAGUGCUUGCUAUGGAUGCCAAGCUCGGAUUCGACGACAACGCUUCGUUCCGUCAGAAGGAGGUGUGGUCGUACAGAGAUACGACUCAGGAGGAUCCGGAUGAGCUCGAGGCUGCGAGCUACAACCUGAACUUCAUCAAGCUCGACGGAAACAUUGGAUGUCUCGUCAACGGCGCCGGUCUCGCCAUGGCGACGAUGGAUAUCAUCAAGCUCUACGGAGGAGAGCCCGCUAACUUCCUUGACUGCGGUGGUGGUGCUACCGCCGAGGCUAUCCGUGAGGCGUUCAACCUCCUCCUUCGCGAGUCGAAGGUGACUGCGAUCUUUGUGAACAUUUUCGGAGGUAUUGUGCGUUGCGACAACAUUGCCAAGGGUCUUAUUGCGACGACGCAGGAGAUGAACAUCACUGUUCCUAUUGUUGCGCGUCUGCAGGGCACGAACGUUGAGGAGGCGCACCGUCUCAUCAGCGAAUCUGGACUCAAGAUCUUCUCGUUCACCGAGCUCGACGAGGCCGCGCAGAAGGUGUGCCAGCUUUCGGCUGUUGUGUCGAUGGCGCGUGAGAUCGACGUGAACGUGUCGUUCGAGCUGCCUUUGUAAGGCACUAAACUAAAUUGAUUUGAUUUGGAUUUAGGGGUGUCAACGAUGAUGAUUAGAUUCUAGUAGUAUUUGAGUUGUUGCUGUUGCCGCUUGUUCCUUAUUUAUUUCUUUCGUCCAUAUGAAUUGUUUUAUAUAUUUGUUUAGGGGUGUUUUUUUUUUUGUAUUUGUCGGGCGAGUUUGGUUACCGGGUAACCAUCGCAAGCUUAUAUAAGAAAUACAGCCUAUUAGAGUAGUUGUGUAAGAAUUGAUGUAGAUGUGCAGUAUGUAGUUAAGAUGUAGGUGAAGAGAGAUGAAUCAGAG
Messenger RNA from Myxozyma melibiosi, 2063 nucleotides. Its product is annotated as ATP-grasp domain-containing protein. The record is from RefSeq and is a predicted model, not a curated record. Gene Ontology annotation, cellular component: mitochondrion; succinate-CoA ligase complex. The transcript has 4 exons. NCBI's taxonomy places the organism in Eukaryota, Fungi, Ascomycota, Lipomycetes, Lipomycetales, Lipomycetaceae. Gene Ontology annotation, biological process: succinyl-CoA metabolic process; tricarboxylic acid cycle. Gene Ontology annotation, molecular function: ATP binding; metal ion binding; succinate-CoA ligase (ADP-forming) activity. The coding region runs from base 429 to 1763 and encodes 444 amino acids.